CGUCAGAUCAAAUAACUUUCUCUUCGUUCGUUCUGCAUCAUGUUGAUGAACUCGUAUAUUGCGGCAGCUGUGCUGGCCUUUUGCGCCGCUCAGACGGGCGCUGCUCCUGUUGCUGUUCCUCCACCGGAGUUGUUGGCUGAGAAGAACAUUGCUUUCCAAGGCUUUGAUCCAUCAACAUGGACACCAGCGAAGCGGGAUGCCGAAGCUCAAUGGAACACAGCAAACAAGGACGGCAGCGUUCCAGACUCGUUCAUGCAGGCCGUGAACAAGUGGCAAAAGGCGAAGAAUAGCGGCAGCAGCAGCAAAUCGAAUAACGACAAGCGAGACGCCGGCUUAUUUGUUGCAAACCCUGAUGGGACUCUUCCGCAGAAGUCCCAGGAAGCAUUAGAACGCUGGAACAAACAGUUCUUGGGUCAGAAGCGAGACGCCCUCUCCGUCGCGGUAGGCCCAGACGGCUACGUUCCACCAGAGGUCCAAGAGCAACUAGAUCGCUGGGACGGGCGACCUUCUGAGGAGAAGCGAAACGCCCUUUCAGUCGCUGUCGAUCCUGAGACCGGAGCCAUCUCACCAGAAGCCCAAGAGCAAUUAGACCGCUGGAACAGACAAUUUGGCUAUCCUGCCAAGGAGAAGCGAGACGCGCUCUCCGUCGCAGUCGACCCCGAAACCGGCUCCAUCUCCCCGGAAUCCCAGGCGGCACUAGACCGCUGGAACAAACAAUUCGGCUAUCCCGCAAAGCGCGCAGCAGAAGAACAGUCGAAGCAAAAUCUUCCUCAAGGUCCCGGUGUCCUCGAUCUCAAGAACGGAGAAUACCGACCCCUCAUGAUCCAACGCCGUGAAGCAGAAGCAGAAGCAGAACCACAAGUCUUCUCCGGCUUGCCAUCAGCUUCCUGGUUCAAGAACUAUAAAGCCCAGCAGAGCAAAAAGAACAAGAAGAACAAUGGCAAGCGUGAAGCAGUCGCAGGACCUUCUUCCUCUGGCAAGAGCAACUACAUCUCCAUCCCGGCGAACGCUUGGGCUGCGGCGUUGAAGAAGCAGAAGGGCGGGGAGUGAUCAGCCAGCAGUAGAGCGGAGCAGCAGUCAGCAGAAGCAAAAAGGCUUCUAGCUGAGCAAUGGACUGUACCCCAAUAUGGUGCCACGAAUGACGGAAAGAUGGGUACGAGACACGAACCAGAAUUCCGCACACCAAAAGAGCGUGUGCAAGGCUAGCUACCUCGCACGAGAUGAGGAAAGCCGUGGGAAUGGCAAGAAAGGUGGUCGCUGGCCGGCCUGCCCACCAAAGCCGCGAUAUGAGAGAAGAAUAACGAAGUAUCAACAUAUGAACGAAAUGACCGAGACAAAGAUUGGACGAGCGCACGAAAGAAUGUACGAAGUAGGGUAGAACGAGAGCCACGAGGACGAGCAAGCAUUGGACCGGCGUUUUCGGAUUCGGGUUUGGAUGGGAUUUAGCGUGUAGUCGUUUGGUCUUUCCGUCGGAUAGAGUACUCGCAACAGCAA
Messenger RNA from Cercospora beticola, 1494 nucleotides. RefSeq lists its product as uncharacterized. The record is from RefSeq and is a predicted model, not a curated record. NCBI's taxonomy places the organism in Eukaryota, Fungi, Ascomycota, Dothideomycetes, Mycosphaerellales, Mycosphaerellaceae.